CGCUUCGGUGCGUUAUCAAAAAAGCUAAAACCUCUCAUCGCCAUGUCCACCCGCCAAAGCCGAACCGGCACACCCCUCACAAACACACCCACCCUCACACCCCGUCCCCUCAAAUCCGAAGAACAAACCCCAUGGUGGGCCCCCGUACACAAAUGGGAAAAACAACGGGUCACACCCAAAUGGGGUCCAAUGCUCGCAACACUCGGUCCACGUCCAGGCGUACUCCCCAAACCACCCGUACACGAUAUCCAAAUCGUUAAAUAUGUUAAAGUAAAGAAACGAUCUUCAUUCCCAAAAGAUGAACACACAUCCCUAGCAGCUUCCAUAGCCGAUGACACUGACCAACCCGGCGAAAACGAAACAGACGAUCACCACGUCCCAGAACAAGUACACGAAGAAGCCGACGCAGAUGCCGACGCCGAUGCAGAAGGGGAGGGUGAAGAUGAAGAAGAUGAAGAAGACGAAGAAGAAGAUGAUGAUGAUGAAGAUCAAGAUGAGGCGGAACAAGCUUCUAGUACACGUGCGAUUGUGAAUGAGGAUAUUGAGAUGCUUGGACCGGGGAGUUUGGGUGUUACUGCCAUGGAUAUUGAUGAAACAUUGUCGAAUCCACUUUCGAUGGGGAUGCCACAUGAGCAUUUUCAUCGGUCUCAUGUUGUGCAUGAGGAGGCGUCCGCUGGUGGUGGUGAUGGUGGUGGUGAUGGUGGGGAAGGGGUGGAACCGAAAGAGGGUGUGGAAUAAUAUUGUG
Messenger RNA from Spizellomyces punctatus DAOM BR117, 745 nucleotides. RefSeq lists its product as uncharacterized. The coding region runs from base 43 to 738 and encodes 231 amino acids. NCBI's taxonomy places the organism in Eukaryota, Fungi, Chytridiomycota, Chytridiomycetes, Spizellomycetales, Spizellomycetaceae. The record is from RefSeq and is a predicted model, not a curated record. The transcript has 4 exons.